Messenger RNA from Trachemys scripta elegans, 11016 nucleotides. It is a transcript of the gene MREG, whose product is annotated as melanoregulin. The record is from RefSeq and is a predicted model, not a curated record. The transcript is spliced from 5 exons. Lineage: Eukaryota; Metazoa; Chordata; Testudines; Emydidae. Gene Ontology annotation, cellular component: melanosome. Gene Ontology annotation, biological process: melanocyte differentiation; melanosome transport. Bases 8802 to 9362 code for a protein of 186 amino acids.
AAAGUUGGGGGUGGGGGAAGGGUAGAAAUAAAUGGUCCAUUUUCAGAAUGAAGAGACGUGACAGAACUGUAUUGGGACUUGUGCUGUGCAAUAUAUUCAUUAAUGUUCUGGAAAAAUCCAUGGUGUUCCCACACCUUGAAUACUGUGUCCAGUUUGAUCACCCCAUGUCAAAAAGGAUAUACUGGAAAAGGUUUAGAGAAGGGCAACACAAAUGAUCAAGGGUAUAGAACGGCUUCUGUAUGAGGAGAGUCUAAAAAGAUUAAACCUGUUCAGCUUAGACGAGAGACCACCAAGGGGGGUUACAAUAGAGGUCUAUAAAGUCACAUGUGGUGUGGAACAGAAGUUUUUUACCGUUUCACAAAAAUGGUACAAAAUACAAAAGCGAGGGUCACUUGAUGAAAUUAAUAGGCAGCAGGUUUAAUAUGAACAAGAGGAAGUAGUUUUUCACGCAAGUAACCUGUGGCACUUGUUGCUGGGGGAUGUUGUGAUGGUCAAAAAUAGAACUGAAUAAGUUCAUGCAGGGUAGGUCCAUCAGCAGCUAUUAGCCAACAUGGUCAGGGACACAACCCCGUUCUCGAGCUGACCCUAAACCUCUGAUUGCCAGAAGCCAGGAGUGGAAGACUGGGGUGGAUCACUCCAUAAGUGCCCUGUUCUGUGCAUUCCCCUUGAAGCUCUGGUAAGGGCCACUGUCAAAAAUGGACAAGUUGGACCCUGGUCUGACCCAGUAUGGCAGCUUUUAUGAUCUAAAUAGCCAGAGUAUUAAGAGGGCACAUCAUGAGUUUAUUGGUCUCAAUAAAAGCAGUAGCGGCAACUAAAACUACUAUGUAAAACUUCAUAUAAAAGGAGCUAGUCUCCUUCUGAAAUUCCUAUCCCUAGUCACUAAGGCUAUUCUUCCUAAAAAAAAUUUUUUAAAAAGGGACUCAGACUUUGUCUGAGGGGAUUAUGAUCUUUCAUGAAUACAGUAUCUUUAAAAUUAAAUGUCCUGAAACUGACUCAAAGCUUGGUAUUUCAUUUCAAAUGUUAUGUUAUGCAAUCCAUUUUAUUAGUGGCUUCCCCAAGCAUUAGUAAUACAACCUGCUCCGCGCUUGUCAACUCUACCCAAAUGCUGCUUCUCUAGGAGCACCAUUUGGUGUUUGAGUUUUAACACUGACAUCCAUUUUAUCAGGUCAGGGAGCGACACCUCUUAAACAAUAGUUUUAGACUGUAAAGGUUUGGUCAGUGGAGUAAAUCAUUCUUAGCAUGUGGAUUAAUUCAAUUGAUUGAACCCUUAUGGUAUUUGUUCAUCCAACAACUGACACAUGCAUUCCAGCCAUGUUCUAUGAAUCCGUUACAAUUUAACUGGCAAUAUUGAUGGACAUGAGCAGUAAUCAAUUCUUCUCUAUGUAUUUACAGUGGUUUUUUUCCAUAAUACGUAUAGAAUAGGAGAGGUGCUUGUAUUACACUUAGAAGAGCUUGUGUUGUAGUUUGUAUAGUGGUAACCACUAAACACAGCAUCUGUCAACACUCGCCAUGCAGGUAUUACCUCCCUGUUCUAAAGACCUGAUCCUGUAAUUCCUGCAUAUCGAACUCCUGUAGAUUAGGCGAUGAGCUGUGGUGUCUUCUACCAUUGUGUGGUAAAGGCUAGCUCUCUGGAAACCGUUGUAUAUGCUAGGUCUUAAAAUAUUUUAAUGCAAUAUAUUUAAAUGAAUCUACAUCUGUGUCUAAGGUAGAUUCUAUGGUGAUGAACACAUCAGAAAUAUCCAUUUUAUGUAUCUGUGUCCAUUUCUAUUUAAAAUCUUACACUGGGUAGGAGAGACAGAGACUUUGAACAAAAGGGGGCUCCAUUCUUGCUUUCUUAAGAUUUGGGUGCUAAUGGCUGUACCCCUUGCCUGUAAAUACUCUGGGUCCACUUUUCUAGUUCACUAGAACCUUAAGGCCUCAAUCCUACACAAGAUUUACUCCUGUACUUUAGGCACUGUGAGUCAUCCCACUGACUUCAGUGUGACUGAUCACUAUGUAGUUAAGCAUGUGCAGUAAGGCCUAUGAUCUUGUGCACCCAUUGUACCAUUGAUGUCCAGGGGAUUGUUCACACAUACCAGUCAGCAUAAAGCUGGCAGAAUCUGGCCUUGCAUUAAUAUGUGAGACAAGAAUUCUACAGCAUUCCCUUGAUGAUCUUUAUUUUCACACUAUCUAUACUAAUCUCUGUGAUUUCCCCCCCUCGCCCCAAAAAAUUUAAUUUAAAAAUAACCACAUUUUUUUUCCAGUUUUAUAAAAGCAUCAGAGGUAUAUUGCACCUUCAAUUUCUUCUUUUUUGUAAAUGGUGCAUGACUUAAUGCUUCAGCUCUUGUCUGAAAAUGGCGAAAACCAUUUCUCCCUCAGUCGUCUAAAUUAGGACUUUGAUCCUGCAAAGCACAUGCCUGACUUUGAGCGCUGUGAAGAGUCUCCUUGAAGUGCGUGCAAAGUGCAGCAUUUGAAUAAAAUUGUUCAGGAUUGGGGCGCUUGAGGUACAACUCAUGGAGACUGCUGCGACUGCAUCAUGUGUAAGUCUCUGCAGGAUCCAGGUUAUGCUGUUUCUAGGUCCAUGUCACACACGUGGACCCCUCUUUACCACUGGGCCGGUGAGCCAGAACCCAGGGUUCUGGGCAGGUUGGUCAGAAUUGCCCCUCAGGUACUCCAUCUACUCGAGUGGCAGUCACACCUCAUGACUAGUGUAAACAUAUGCAGUUUCUGCAGGCAUAUUUCAGAGGCUUAUAUAAACUAUGCUGUGAAGGGAGAGGAGGCACUUCAGUCUCCAGGGCUGUCAAAGCAGCACCCAAGUGAUCUAGAGGCACUUCAGCUGCAGGAGGCCCAUGCAGUCGGGCUCUCUGUGGAUGAACUGUGCAAACACGGAGAGUCGGAAAUCCUUGACCCACCCUGGAGCAGGGUGGCAGCCUGGUGACUGGAGUAGCAGUUGCUUGCAGCCCCCUCUCCUUCCUACCCUCCUCCUAACAUCACUUGGGCUAUUAGAGCCUGAUCCAAAGCCCCCUGGAGUCAAAGGAAGCUAUGUGGGCAAAAUCUUUGCAUGGAUGUCACUAACUCUGGCUCUCCAGGCCUUUGCAUAGGAUAACAAAUUCAAUAGUCUUGCCCCUGCCACACAUCCGUGUCCUCCUAUGCACCAGUCUACUCAGGCCUAAUGCAGAGACCACCUCCCUAGAGGGGGAGAACCCCUCUAUUUUUAAUGAGCAAGUGCAAGACUUCACUGGCAUGGACAUCACAAACGAAGGUGGGGAGCAGUAAGGAUUUAACUGUUCUGAGUUCUUGCUUUUAAAUACACUACCUAAAUAAUAACACAGAUAGACGUUUAAUCCUGACCUUGGUGCACACCGCUACAGGAAAUUCCCAUUAACUUAAUGAGAGUUAAGCCCCUGCAUGGAGAGAGGAAUAGCCCCGUAUUGUUUCAUUGUCUUGCAAAGCCUUGUGAGCCUUCAGUCUGUGAGCUGAUUGCAUGGAACACCUUUCUUUAGUAACACAUUACAGUGAUGAUCCUGUUAGUUAAAGCUGGGUUUUCACAGGAAAUCCUAUAGAAGCACUGUCUGUCUGACAGCCACCUUGUAUCAUGAGGCCCUCCUUGCUAUUCGUGUCACCACAACCCAGUAGCCAUUAUUUGAAAGAGUUGCACUUUUGUUUAAACUGAGGAUCUUGUAGCCAUCUUUUUAUUGUUUGGCGUUUCAGCUCCUGUAACUGGGUUUUAGAAGAUUAUUCUGGCAGUUCUAAUUCCCGGACAAGUGAGUUUUGAAUGAAAAUCAUUAAAACUUCCCCAAGCCCCAGCUUCCAACCAAAUUAAAAUAACCUAUUACUAAACUGGUGUUAGAGAGAGAGAGACUUGUUUCCCAAUAUAGUCAGGUCUUGCUCUAGACAAUAGUGAAAUCUAGCAUAGGAAAGCUUUCAGUCCUAGAUGAAUUGCUGAGCAUUUAAUGUAACCUUUGUAAAUGGCAGACUGCGAUUAAAAAUUAGUUUGGUAGCCUCUUCCAUCAAACACAAGAAAUGCAUGGUAAUCUGUCUUGCUCUGAAGGUGAGCUCUCUGGAAGGAGGGCCUUCUCAGGAGGCAGCUGAACAGAGAGAAUUGACGCUCUUCGUGUAGAUGAUAAUACAGUCUCAAAUAUUGAAAGCUCCUUGGAGCAGUGACCUGUUUAUGAAACAGUAACACUCAGCAAUUGCUGGAUAGAGACCAGGCCGGGCAAUGUGCCAAAUGCUCUCAACUCAGCUUUUGUACCUGGGAGGGUGCGGUGGUGGUGAUCUAGUGCUGGCUUUUCCCCAUCUCUUCCUUCUAAAUGUCACGUAGGAAGAUACAUCACUAUAGGAAUAAUCAUUGUUUGGGUCUCUGCGAGUUAUGUGGUGUCCCAUGUGCUUUCGGGAGUGGAGAAUGCAUGAAAUUUUUUUUUUUUUUUUUAAGACAGUGUCUGGGAUUGUCUUAGCAUUUGGAACACAAGGUUUCCGAACCCACUAGGAUGGGAUCAGCCCUGUAGUCUUUUACAGGAGACAAAAUGAGGACUAAAUGCUGUGGGCUGAUAAGCGGGAACAAUUCCACUGAAGGCAAUAUGGUUGUGGCUGCUUUAUUCCAGCCGUGAAUCUCUUCCUAUGGGAGACUUCGUAAUGAUACCUUAGAAGCUGAGAACCUGUCUGGCCUGCAUGAACACUUAAAACAACUCCUCCUGGCUCUAGCAGGCAUUUGCCCCAGCAUCCCAACAAUAUCCCUCCUUAUACAGUCUUGUGUAGUGUGCUACAUGGUGAGAUGCUACUGCCCUCCACCCCAGAGGUGGCUGCAUUUCAGUGACGCUGUGUGGAGCACUUCCCGGGCUGGAGAAAAGCAUUGCUGCUACAAAUGUCUGAAUAACAAAAUAUUUGAGGUUCACACCCGGCUUUGUUUCGACCCGACUAACUGAACUUUAAGUGACCGUGAUUUAGAUCUUGUACUUGUCUGAAGAUGGUCCAAAAAGAUUUUUGUGGCAUGGGGCAGUAUGAACAUGCAGAAUUUCCUGAGUUGUUAAUCUUACAUCAGCCCAGUGAGUAAAACUUUGCUCACACUUAAGAUCAAAUCAGGGUGUAUCCUUGAAAUGCAGCUUGAAAACAUAUUAAAAUGUAGCAAGCAUGCUGAUUUUAUUGAUGACACCUUGGUCCUGUUGAAAUUAAGAGCAAAACUCCAAUUAAUCUUAAUGGGAGCAGGGUUGCACCUUAUAUGAAGUAUUUGGGAUAUAAAGUGGUGAAGUCCAGAAAGAUUUAAUUUGGAAAUGGCUUUACUGAACACAUGCCAGCACUAGAAAUAAUGGUGUUGUGCCAUCCUUGCCUCUGAAGUUUCUUUUCUUGGCUUGUUCGUUAAUUAGAGUUUUGCAAGAGAUUAAGCAACAGGUAAUGCAAGGAAAAACAGUUUCCUGGCCUAGUAGAAGCCUAAAUAACCUUCCUGUAUGGAUAUUUAUGGUAAAGUAUAAAAAUGAUUCUUCACAAGCUAGCGCUCCUAUAAGUAUAUUUUAUAAGGGGUCUUAUUCACAGGUAAAAUGCCUAGAGGUUGUUAAUGGCUGUACUGAAUAAAAAAUUUUUAAAGCACUAAAUUUAAGGGAGCAAAUAGUAUAAAUAUUAGGUCCAGUCAGCUUGUCCCUCACAAGAAGUGAGCAGAUUUACUCCUCUCCUUUCAGAAUCCCCAACUGAUUUUAUUAUUUCUUUAAAUUUAAGGGGUAAUUUGAAAAUACCUACAAAAAAGAUCUAGUCACCUUGAUUAAGAAAACUGAAUUAGUGUUACAACAUUAUAACGACCAUCCAGUAGGAUUACACAACCCUCGCUGGACAGCGCACACAAGUAAAUUAACCAGUCCAAUUGCCAGCCAGUAAAUCAAAACAGAAAAAGUUCUUUGUAUCACUGUAGCACCAAGGGACCCCACCUACAUGGGGACCCCCACUGUGCUAGCCACUGAGCAAUCACCUAGAAAGAGACAGUCCCUGCCCCAAAGAGCUUGCAAUCUAAAUAGACCAGCCAAAGGCAGUGUUGUUAUCCCCAUUUUACAGAUCGGGAACUGAGGCACAGAGACCAAAUGACUUGCCUGGGAUCAUAGAGCAGGUCUGUGACAGAGCCAGGAGUGCAGCCCAGUCCUAGGUGAAUGCUCCAAACACAAAUCCAUCCUCCCCUAAUACUACUGAGUACCAAUGUCCUUACUGGUCAGGUACAUGCAGGCAUAUGCUCUGCUGCCUUAUCCAGGGUUUGUGUUUAUCUAGUGUCUUCAACACCUAGGCUUUGAGAGGUAACACUGUGUCCCUAGCCAGAAUAAAGUAUCAUUGCAUUCCAAUGACUUUCCCUCAUCGGAGGAAUGAAGACUCUGUUCUGCUGGCCCAGGAUCUGUUGGGGGGUAGGGGGUUAGGAGAGGCAUCCUCUUCCAUCCUGCCACCUCCCAAACUCUGUGGGAUCCCCUUGAGGCAAUCUGCAUGUGGAUGGACUCCUGUGGGGGAGGGGGCAUUCCCCAUAACGUCACCCCAUCUCUGGAAAACUGGGGAUUUUUGUAGCCUAAGUUAAUUAUGUCCCUUUCUGCAUUAAGCUGAGCACUUUCCUGGUCUGCCCUUUCAAAUCCUAUCGGGAGACAGGUGAUGAGGCCAAGGCCUCUCAGGUCUUCAGCAAACUGUGCUGCCAUGGGGGAUGGGGAAGGAUCUAGGCCUCUCUGCAGAUACCCCUGCUCUCCUUAAAGGCCCUGUGAUCCCUUGGGGUGUUUCCCUUCAAGAAGUGUGUCUGCUGGUUGAGACAAUGAUCCCCUUGCUUGUGCUGUGGGCAAGCAAACUUCCUGCUGAUGGCAGGCUACCUUGGGAACUUUGUGAGUUUGGGCUUGUGGAAUUAUCAGAGUGUCUCUUGCCUGUGAUAGGCUUUUCUGGGGGAAGGGUGUAAUUUGGCCCUUAGCCGCUGCUAUAAUAUGUAUGGAGCAUGCAGGCCAUGAAUAACACAUGUGAGAAGUUAAUUUCUUACACUAUGUGCCUAGAUAUAUGAUCUUUUAUAUGCACAACUGGAAUUUGUUUGAUUUGGGGACUGAAAUUUCCUGGCAUUUAACAGGCGGCAUACUCUGGCUGUUUGCUAGUGUGAAAAAUAUUGAUGCCAUUCCAUCCUCCACUCCAAGCAUUAGAUGAAAGCAAGCAAUAUUAGUAAGCAUGCACUGUAAAAGGUGUGACGAGAGCAGGCACAACAAGGUAAAAAAGCUCAAAUGAUACUAUCCUCCGCUUGUGCCUUUUGCAUUUAAGUAGACUGCAGGAGCUACAAUACCUGGAGACAACCGGAGUUAAGGAUGGAAGGCCAGGCUUCUGGAAUUUCCUUGUGUUUUGGCAGUGGCCUGAGGUGAAACGUGACAUAAACAUAGAUGUUUGGAUGUGUGUAAAUGGUGGGUUCCACUAAAUCUCCCUAUAGUCCCAACCUACCAUUGAAUUUCUUAAGUAGCUAACUCCGAGCUCAAGUUGAGAAAUUUACAGUCCCUGCCUUGAUGAAGUCAGGAGCUGGGUGGGGCAGGAGAUCAGAGCCCCGUCUUUGAAGAUGACAGGUUGGAUCCUUGGCUGUGCUGUGACACAGUCCCAUGGUGAAAUCGACAAAGGGUGGGGACCCACCACCAGCCCUAAAAGGGGGAGGGGGAGCUGCUGACUGCUACGUCGGCUUGUUCUGCAAAUCUGCCAAGGAACUAAGUAGAGGAGGUCUUUUGUCCCCUGAAACCCUUGUUCCUUUUCCCAGUGACAGCUGCAGGAUUUACCAGCCCCUUCUGCAUCACCAGUGGAAGUGGCAACAGCUGCCACGGCCAGACUCCCUCUCCUGAUCGAUAGUUGUGAAACCUGCCACUGGUUAUUGGCCUCCUGAAAUAUUGGUGUUUUAUCUGAAGGUGGCCUCUCUGACGUCAGCCUGUCAAAGAACAAAGGCAGGUUAAGAGGCCCCUGAAGUCUUUACAUUCAUGCCAUGGAUUGAGUGGUUACAUGGGAACUGGCAGCCAACAUAAAACACAAAUGUGGUGGUCAUACUAAGAACUAUACAUAUAAUCCCCUUAAUGUCGUGGGCUUUGUAAUGAUCUGGGUGAGCAGAGAAAUCUUAGUGACACUCAUGGAAGCCAUAGGCUCUGGGAGCUGGUAGAGAGCAGACUUAAUUUCUGCUUCUUUUCUUUCGUUAAAUAUUCAAUGCUCAUUGCAAACGUGCUGGAGGCUUGAAAUACGCAAUAGCCAACACUUCAACUCUCCUGCCCCAGGGAGCGAAUGGUUCAGCUAAGAGCAAUUGCUGUAGUGUCAGCAUUCAGAGCAUCUGACUGGGCACCAGAAUAAUGUUUACUUGUGAUCAGUGGCUGCUGGCAUUGAAGUGUCUGGACAAGGCUGUUUAGUGGAGUAGUAGUGAAUGGGUUUUGGUUUGGAGGGGAAACCCCUUUUCCCAUAUAAGGAUGAGAUUCCCUUUCCAAGCCAAUGUAAAAGGGAAACUGGGAUGUUGGAGGGAGGAAGGAAAGAUAAAUUAUAUCUCAGGCCUUGACAUUUUCCCCUAUUUCUGAUUCAGAAAUAGAGAGAGAGUUUUGUGACUCCCAGAACCAAUCUUUUCACUCCCUAUGUAAGUCUGGGACUUACAGUGCUGCUUUAAGAAUUUGUAAAGGGAUGUUUAAUCUGCUUUUUGGGUGCAGUAGGCUUGGGUAAUUUCCCAAGAUAAAGGGAGGCCCCCCAGUACUCCAGCAAUUACAUGCAUUGGAGUUGACUGCUGGCAAACUCAGUCCGCAUACAGCUGACCUGAAAGUUCCAGAGCUGUCACCGAUGCACACCAGAACCGGUUGACUGGAAGAAGGCAGCUGUACCAAUGCUGAAUGGAAUUAAUGCGUAAUAACCCUUAUGCCUCAUUUGGAGCCACCUUGGCGAGGGACGAGGAGAAGAACCUGUGGAGCACCCCUCACGACAUAUCCCACACUGAAGCCGAUGAUGACAGGAUACUGUAUAAUCUGAUUGUUGUCAGGAACCAGCUGGAGAAAGAUUCUGAGGAAUGGCAAAAACUGAACUACGACAUCUAUACCUUGCGGCAAAUCCGAAGGGAAGUGAGAAGCAGAUGGAAGCGUAUUUUGGAAGAAUUAGGGUUUCAGAAGGAAGCAGACUCCCUGUUAUCGGUGACUAAACUGAGCAUCGUCAGCGAUUCUCAGAACAUGAGCAAAGCCCGGGAGAUCCUGUUAAAGCUCUCUGAGGAGACAAACAUUUUCCCCAAAAGCUGGGAGCUCUGCGAGCGAUACCUCUUUGUGGUGGAUCGUCUUAUUGCACUGGACGCUGCCGAUGAAUUCUUUAAGAUGGCCAGCAUCGCCUAUCCAAAGAGACCCAGUGCUGUGAAAGUGGAAGACCAUCAGAAAGAAAUGCAGCACAUCCUUGCUCCAUUGCCCUGAAGAGACUGCUUGGGCAGGAGGUGUGCUGGGUUUCCAUUCCCUCAUGGGAGUUGGUUCACCCGCUGAGGUUAGCCGAAGCGACGUGAUUUCUUUCCUUCGGAGGACAAGCGCAAAGUGCCCAAGUAAAAUGACUUUAUUGUGAGCAAGAAGCGCAAGGGUGGAACAAUCAAAAAGAUCCAUGGGGGCUAAGAGUGGGCCUUGGUGCAGGGAUGUCUCCCGGUGGAAAGGAGCAAGUGCUGCUAUGAACCUGAGUUCUGCGGGUGGAAGAAUAUACGAGCCCAAUCUCUGAGCAAGGACAUGGGGGUGUGUUUGGGGAGGAGGGGAACCCACUGUACAAAGUGUUGUAAAGGCUGGGAUGCCUUUAGUUAGAGCAGCAUAUAAAGUUCUGUAUUUCCGGCGGCUCCCAGUGGCAUCUCAUAACUGGAUGUUCCCUACAUUGUCCUUUGUAGUCAGGAGAACCUCUGAGGGAGGCUACUUUUUUUUUUUUUUUAAACCGCCUUUGACUAGAAACAUAUUAAACCUCUCUCCAUGGUGGUGACUAAAAUGGACUGUAUUGUGCAUUAUGUAAAUGAGACUUUAUCUUCCCCCAUUCCCUCAGCAGCCAAGCUAAGACAUGUGGGGGCUGAUCACUCUCGGCAGUGGGAAGGUUCAAUAGGCAGCGAGCGGGUGAAUAAGUUUGUGAGUGGAUUUAGUUGCGCGUGUCAAGGACUGCACUUGUCCAAUAAUAAGAUUUUGACACGGGUAUGAUUUCUCAUUUCUUCAGCAGCUCUACACAAAGAGAACAUUCCUUUCCUUCUUAUUUAUUCAGCCCUGUAGCUACUCUUGCAGGUGUGGUGGCAGAAAAUCAACUCCUAUUCCUUCGGCUGGCAUCUCCCCUCCCGAGAUUGAAAACUGCUUGUUCAGCAUUGAGCUCUGUAACCCAAGCAUGAAGCCAGUGCUGAGAUGAAGGAUCCUUAUUCCAAGCUUAGCUCCCAGUGAGAUUCUGUUCUAAAGACUUGUUUUGCAAAGCACGUGUGAUGCUGGGUUAUUGAAACCUUUUCAUUGGAUCUCUGUAAACAAAUCGGCCACGACCUUCCAAAGUGACUAGUGAUUUUGGGAUGCCUCCGUUGUUUGAUACUCAACUUGACUCUUUAGAGGAAACUGGUUUUCAGGGUGUGCUAAGCACUAACCUGUGAAGAGCAGGCCCCUUUAAGGUACCUCUGGUUGGGCACCCAAAAUCACUAGCUGCUUUUGGAAAACCUUGGUCGUCAUAACUGCAUUAUUUUAAACGGGGGAAAAAAGAUGAGCGUAUUGUGCAAGAAAGAGCGUGUUGUUACAAAGCUUGUGACAUGAGAUUUUUUUUAAUAAUGACCCCUACUAUGUCAUCUUGCUCUUUUAUCUGGUAAUAAGCAAUAAUUUUAAAACACUGGAUGUUAAGAAUAAGUAGGAGUUCUUGUUCAUCAGUGGUUAAUAGAACUGCUGCAGAGGGGCCAGCUGAAAGAGUUGGUUUCAUUGGAGGCUUCCCAGGAAAUAAUAUAACGAGAGAACUUUUAUUUAUACCUACAGUGUUCAAAUAUAUAUGAAUUGUAAAUAUUUGUCAAUCUUCCUGGAAAAUUUUUGUCAGUUCUGUACAUUGAUGAAACCUUACUUUAAUAAACACAAAGUUCUGUGACAA